AUGAGCUUCACUCUCUACGACGCCUCCAUCGCCCAGGCCCAGGAUGCCCUCGCCGCCCUGUCCGCCAUCCUCACCAAGGCCGAGGCCCACGCCAACAGCGCCACCUUCAUCGGCGCCAAGCUGAUCGACGACAUGCUGCCCUUCAGCUUCCAGGUCUUCUUCGUCACCGACCUGGCCCAGAAGCUGGCCGCGCGCGGCUGCGGCACCGAGCCGCUCACCAUGGAGCGCAACCUCGACUCGUUUGCCGCCAUGCAGGCCCGCAUCACCCAGGUGCUCGAGAUCCUCGCCAAGGUCGACCGGGACGCCUUCAACGCCCGCGAGAGCGCCGAGGUCGCCGUCGGUCUGGGCCCCGGCAAGGAGGUCAAGAUGCAGAUGAAGCAGUACGUCACCGGCUACGCCAUGCCCAACCUGUUCUUCCACACCAGCACCGCCUACGGCAUCCUGCGCAAGGAGGGAGUCGAGAUUGGCAAGAUGGACUACCUCACCCCUUUCAUCGGCAAGUACGUGUCUUGA
Ilyonectria robusta is the source of this 513-nucleotide messenger RNA. RefSeq lists its product as uncharacterized. Lineage: Eukaryota; Fungi; Ascomycota; Sordariomycetes; Hypocreales; Nectriaceae. The record is from RefSeq and is a predicted model, not a curated record. The transcript has a single exon. The coding region runs from base 1 to 513 and encodes 170 amino acids.